AUGGCGUCGGACGCCUUGCAACCAUUGAUGGCCGACCGAUCCUUGUCGACUUCUACUUCUGGACCAAACGAUGAGGAGGGAUCGUCAACCGAGUUGGCGCAAGCGACGGAAUCGCCUCCAAGCCCAACAAAUUUUGCUACACUUGUGAACUGUAACGGUCUCGUUUGCUCGAAUGACACGGCACCAUCAGAUCCUGAAGACAAGAGAGUUCGCCCAGCAGUUAUUGAUAGGCUACAUCUGGAUCUCGUCCAAAUGCCAGACUCAACACCAAACGGUUGGCUUGGAUCGGAAGAAGAGCGAAGGUCACGUACAGAAAUGUGGGUGGAAUCGACGUCACCUGGUUAUGCAAGCGACGAGGAAAAGAUUGAAUCUACGGCUGCUGCUUUAGAAGGAUCGGAAGAUUCUAUGGAAGUCCCUGAGGUUGGCAAAGGUCUUUAAGA
Strongylus vulgaris is the source of this 440-nucleotide messenger RNA. NCBI's taxonomy places the organism in Eukaryota, Metazoa, Nematoda, Chromadorea, Rhabditida, Strongylidae. The record is from the annotation of a GenBank genome assembly.